Messenger RNA from Salmo salar (Atlantic salmon), 4000 nucleotides. NCBI's taxonomy places the organism in Eukaryota, Metazoa, Chordata, Actinopteri, Salmoniformes, Salmonidae. The record is from RefSeq and is a predicted model, not a curated record.
GAGAGAGGAGGCGGAUCCCUUUAAAAUGGCAAGCAGCUAUGAUCAGGAUGCCUGCGUUCUCUGUCAGCGGGUGGUGUAGCCUCCAGACUGCGUGGGCGCCGUUGAAAAGUUUCUUAUAAAAGCGGUGAUUCCGGGAGUCUCGUAUUACGCGCGUCCCCUCCCUCUGUAAUAAUUGUUUCUUACUACGGUUCCUUCCACCUACUCUUGUUUCGCCUUCGUAGUAUUUCUUCGAAAAGCUCCCGUCACUAAAGGAAAUCUGGUCUAUGGUUUUGGCUGAAGAAGGUUCCACGAUGUCUCGGACUGACGAAGUACACCGUAUAACGGAGAAUGUCUAUAAGUCCAUUAUGGAGCAGUUCAACCCGUGCUUGCGGAACUUCGUGGCCAUGGGGAAGAGUUACGAGAAGGCCCUAUCCAGUGUCACAUUUGCUGCAAAGGGCUACUUCGAGGCACUGGUGAGGAUGGGAGAGAUGGCCAGCGAAAGUCAAGGCUCUAAGGAUCUUGAAGAGGCAGCAUGGGACGUACUGUUUCAGAUGGCUGAGGUCCACAGGCAGAUCCAGAUGCAGCUUGAAGAUAUGCUGAAGUCGUUCCACAAUGAGCUUCUAACCGAGCUGGAGAAGAAGGUGGAGCUGGAUGCACGCUACCUGAAUGCGGCUCUGAAGAAGUACCAGAUGGAGCACAAGAGUAAAGGAGAGAGUCUGGAGAAGUGUCAGGCAGAACUGAAGAAACUCCGCAGGAAGAGCCAGGGCAGCAAGAACCCCUCCAAGUACGGCGACAAGGAGAUGCAGUUCGUUGAGACCAUUGGCAGCAAGCAGAGUGACCUGGACCAGUACACAGCAGAGGGCUACAAGAGUGCGCUGUCAGAGGAGAGGAGGAGGUACUGUUUCCUGGUGGACAGACAGUGUGCCGUGGCCAAGAACAGCAGCUCCUUCCAUAGCAAGGGUAAGGACCUGCUAGCCCAGAAGAUCCCAGCAUGGCAGCAGGCGUGUGCUGACCCUACCAAGCUGCCUGACCGUGCCAUGCUCCUGGCUCAGCAGAUGACCUCUACAGGGGGUACCCUGGGGUCCGUCUCCCACACCCACCAUGGUUCCAAGGGCAACCUGCUCAUCUCUGACCCCAUUCCCGGGGCCAAACCCCUGCCAGUACCCCCCGAGCUAGCUGCCCUCAUGGGCCAACAGCGUAUAAUGGGACCAGGAGGAGUGGACGGAGGGAUGCCCAUGAUGAAUGGAACGACAGGGGCCCACGGAGGUGCAGGAGGUGCAGGAGGGGGAGGAGGGGAGGACUACCAACACUGGAUGGAAGGGAAGAUGGCUCAGGCUCAGGCCCAGGCUCAGGCCCAAGCUCAGGCCCAAGCUCAGGCCCAGGCUCAGGCCCAAGCUCAGGCCCAGGCCUCCUCCCAGCACCUUUCCCAGCCCCACAGACAGGGCAGUGAGGUCUACUCCAACACCCUGCCUGUCCGUAAGAACGCCCCAGCCAAGAGCAACACCACCAUGGUUCCAGAGACUCGGACCCUGCCCCGGUCUAGCUCCAUGGCUGCAGGGCUGGAGAAGAACGGACGUACCCGUGUCCAGGCCGUUUUCUCCCAUGCAGCGGGGGACAACAGCACCUUGCUCAGCUUCUCUGAGGGAGAUGUCAUCACUCUGUUGGUCCCAGAGGCCCGCGACGGAUGGCACUAUGGAGAGAACGAAAAGAACAACAUGCGUGGCUGGUUCCCUUUCUCCUACACACGUGUCAUCCCCGUGACUGACGGGAACAAACUACGAGUCAACAAUCUCCACCAUGGUAAGAGCAGCAGCACGGGGAACCUGUUGGAGAGAGAGGACAUGGCAGGUGUCCCUCCACCAGACUACGGCAUGUCAUCUCGCCUGCUGGCACAGAGCAUGCAGAGCGCAGCCAUGGCAAACAGCAGCAGACGGCAACAACGGCCAUAUAGCGUGGCAGGGCCGGGCUUCUCACAGCAAGGACUUGAACAGUAUGAGCAACGUUUUCCAACGAGUUCCGAAGGGGGAACAGUUCCGAAAUUGAUUUCAACAGUGUGAGAAGGGACAGACAGACACAGACUCGGCUUGCUGCUGCUGCAAUAAGACUGACUUACUGACUGCCAGGCACCUCUGCAAUCCCUCAUCAUCUGCCCUCCUCACCAGUCACUCUAACCCUCACCCCUCCCCUCCUCUCUCUAACCCACCACAACACUCCUCCGGCGCUUACCAGUCUAUCCUCUCCACCCCCCCAAUUCCACCAAGGGAAAGACUUGUCUAUCCUCCUUUCCUUCCUGCCUCUCUCACCUGGCACUUUCACACUACUGGGAAGUUCCCAGGCCAAGCACUGGUGGAACCAGUACCCACCGCUAAUGGACUGACACCAUACUGACACCAUCCUGACACCAGGACUGACACCAUCCAAAUCAUUGGAAUGAUGGACUUUGUCUGAGGAUGAAAAUUAGGAUAAUCUUUUGCUUGUCUUUCAUGCAUGUAUAUGUCUUUUCUAUUAAAUGGGGAUUUAUUCCUCUGUAAACAUAUAUAAUAAAAUAUUUAAAAUUAUUUAAAAUAAAAUCUUUAACAUUCUACACCAGGUUGAAGGAUUUAUAUUAUCAUUGUAAAUCAAAAUGGUAAUCCGAAGGGGACUGUUUUAGUCAUGUAAAGAUGAUAAUGAUUGAUCAAAAAAAUGUCAAGUUAAAACUAUACUGGGUCUUCUUAUCCGUCAGACAAUAACUUUACUUUAUAGACUGUGAGGUUCUUCUGAUGUCUAACGUUCCUCUUCAAAUGAGAGGCGUAUGUAUCACAUGUAGUGAAAUAACUUAAAUGUAAAUGUUAUUUUUUUUUCCCUUCUCAUUAUUAUAACUCAUUGGGGGGCAUCCGCCCAAUGAAAUGGAUGACCAUGAAUGUGUACUGUACAUUAAUGUACCAUAAAGUAAAAUAUAUGAUUUAUUAUAUCUAUUGAUUAUCAGUUGAUCAAAACGCACCUUAAAGACCCAAUACUCUGUAUUAUUUGUGCCAUUCUCUGUAAACAUGUAUUAUUGUGUUUAUUAUUAGCCACAAAGUCAUGUUUUAUGAUGUCAGAUGUGUUACCCGACAGGCAGUGUGAAAUACUUUUACUCUGAUAAUCAAAAGCUUGUGGAUUUCUGAAUACAUCUUUUUUGUCUUUUAAUAUAAAUAUACACAAGGCUGAACGGAGAAAACAACCCUCAUCCCUGAAAGAAAGAGUUGCGAGGCUCUGAGUAGGGUUACUGUUCAGGCAUUCAGGCAUGAAGAAACAGCUGAUAUCUGCACCUCGGCCACCCCACAACAAAGGUGCUACAUUUCAUGGUGUGGAAACCAUGUUGCCAAAGCAACAGCCUCUGUUCUCAUCCCCUCCAAUCAGUGCUGCCUGGAUGCCAUCUUUUAACAACAAAAACAUCAUUGUGACUACACCGUGCCUCUUGCUGUGCAUACAAUAGGAAGAUGAGUUGUGACUAACAUGAAUAAAUGUUUGCUAGCUAUAAACCAUUCAAUCUAACCGUUGUGCAAUUACCAUAUCACAGAAAUAAUAGGUCAUUCUGAUCUGCACAGUUAUAUACAGAAACGUUGGAGUGAAUGAAUGGGUGAGAUGCCCUUAAAGGAGUCAUCAGUCAUCCAUUUGCCAACAGCACAACUGCAAAUUAUGGCAAUAAUUGAAUUGGAUCAAUAGCCAUUUAGAGCGUUGUAAUAAAUAGCCUUUUGUCACAUGUACUGUAACUCUUGCUAUUGUGACACAUAUAUAUAUAUAUAUAUAUAUAUAUAUAUAUAUAUAUAUAUAUAUAUAUUGCAGUACAUAUGAAAUGACCAACUGUGCAACCUCGAAAAGGGAGAGGAGUUGAUUUGUUAUUGUGACUUCAUUCAGCCUUCUUGUACAUUUAGUCUUUGUAUUAAAAUAAAGGGAAUGGAAAAAAAGCAUGAUAUGUGAGGCAGGAUAAAACAUGUCUGUUAUUUCUAUGUGCUGAAUAAAGAAAGACGCUAGUCUGUCUGCUUGUCUAUAUGUUCGUCAA